UUGUUGUAUGUUUCUGCCCGUGGUGAGAACGACAUUUUUUGUAUCGAGGGCGGAAAGUGCAACUUUCCGCCCGUGGGGACACUUUUCGCCCGCCAAUUACUUUCCGCCCUAGGGCGGGAACAAACUUUGGGCCCGGCAGGGCCACAAUGUUUCUUCCCACCCGUGGGCGGAAAGUGUGCCCUAGGGCGGAAAGCACUCCGCCCGAGGGACGAAAAAUAUUUCUUUAACCAUUUUUACGAACAUAUAGGCGUACACGAAAAAAACACGUACAAUUCUAAAUGAAAAAAAAAAAAAAAAAAAAGAAAUUACGUUCUUUAAUCUCUUAAAAAUAAUUUUUUGAAAAAAAAUCGUCAAUGCAAAGUGUCAGGUGUUAUGAGUAGCCAGCAUCAGCUCAACUUUCAACCAUUUGUAUAAAAUUCGGUAAUAUAUAUAUAGGUAACAGGGCCCGAAGCGGGGGCAUCACGAUGCUUAAUAACGGUCACUGAUUUCACCAUUUUCACUAAUUCACGAUCUCACCAAACCAAUUUAACCAAUGGAUCAAUGCGGAUUAAAAAGAGAAACGAGGACAGAAAACGUAAGCGUCGCAGCGCCUCCAGGUGUACGCGUCAUUUACUAUUUUCUAUUUGUGCAUCGUCCAAUCAUUGGCUAAAAUAUUAUGCCAAUAACCUUUAAACUUUUAAAUAUGCAAAUAAAUACAUACCUACUAAGUACAUGAGUAAAUAUACCUGUGUCUCCUCAUUUCGUGACUUCUAGUAUAGUUCUAGUGAAUAGUACCAGAUAUUAGAUAUAGUACUAAUUACCUGUACUGUUCGCUCUUCGAUCCAAAUUCGAUGUCGUGAUGUCGUGUUUCUGAGGCUGCCUUUCUACAUUUCUGCCAUUGUUAAUCUUUGCAGCGUGAGCGUACCUAUAUAUACUGUGUGUUACGGUGAUAUAUGUGUACAAGUUGAUGUUGCCAACAGGAGCAGAAUAGCAGAUGUAGUGGCUAUUAGUGCUGUUGGCUGUACAGUCACGCGUGAAAAGGAGUCCAUCACAAGACGAGGGAUAUGGUAAAAAAAAGUCUCGAGAAGCAGAAUAAGAACAGCUAAAAAGCAACUUUUGGAGAAAGAGACGAGAUAUCCAAAUAGUGUAUAAGUGUAUGCGUGCAUGCUUAAGUUCCUAGAUCACCCCGAUCGAGGAUUGUGGAGUUUGGAGAGAGGACUGUUCACUGGAGUGAUUGAAUUUUAAGUGUCUAACGUGCCCUCCGCCAUAUCGUUUCAUUAUACGUUUCAUACAUACUUAUUCCAAGCACACAGAAAAAACCAAAUAAGUGUGCCGUACAAGUAACAAAAGCUUCCAUCAAUAACAUGGGCCGCUACAGGAGCCGUAGCCGUGACAGAGACAGGAGAAGGAGAUCUCGCAGUCGCUCCCGCAGCCGAUCACCUAGAGAUAGACGAGGCUGGGGUGGCGGUCACAGGGACAGAGGUGGUGGCGGUAGAAGUGGUAGAGGUCAACCAGGAGCUAAUUUGAAAAAACCAAGAUGGGAUAUGAACCGACUAGAGCCAUUUAAGAAAGAUUUUUACGUACCUUGCGAUUCGGUACAAAACAGAGAUCCUCGAAUCGUCGAGCAAUACAGGAGUGAAAAGGAGAUCACACUUAGGGGAAAGGGCAUUCCAAAUCCAGUUUUUACCUUUGAAGAGGCUGGCUUUCCAGAAUACGUUAUGAGAGAAAUCAAACGGCAAAGUUUCAAAGAGCCUACAUCUAUUCAAGCGCAAGGAUGGCCGAUUGCCCUAAGUGGAAGAGAUAUGGUCGGAAUAGCCUCCACUGGCUCAGGAAAAACCCUUUCAUACAUCUUACCAGCAAUUGUACAUAUCAAUAGUCAGCCUAAGCUUCUUCGUAAAGAUGGACCAAUUGCCUUGGUGCUUGCUCCAACACGAGAACUUGCUCAGCAAAUUCAGCAAGUUGCUGAUGAUUUUGGACAUUCCUCAGGAAUCAGAAACACGUGUCUUUAUGGUGGUGCUCCAAAGGGUUCCCAAGCUAGAGAUUUGGACGGCGGGGUAGAAAUUGUGAUAGCAACUCCUGGUCGAUUGUUAGAUUUUCUUGAGUCAGGCAGAACAAACUUGAAAAGGUGUACUUAUUUGGUAUUGGAUGAAGCAGACAGAAUGCUGGACAUGGGUUUUGAACCUCAAAUUAGAAAAAUUAUUGAACAAAUAAGACCAGAUAGACAAACCUUGAUGUGGUCUGCAACAUGGCCUAAGGAGGUUAAAAACUUGGCUGAAGAGUUUUUAAAAGAUUAUGCUCAAAUUAAUGUUGGUUCUCUACAGUUAUCUGCGAACCAUAAUAUUCUUCAAAUCAUUGAUGUUUGUCAGGAGUAUGAAAAAGAAAUCAAGCUAAGUACACUCCUAAAAGAAAUCAUGGCGGAAAAAGAAAACAAAACUAUUGUAUUUAUCGAGACGAAACGAAGGGUUGACGAAAUUACCAGGAAAAUGAAGCGAGAUGGUUGGCCUGCUGUAUGUAUUCACGGGGACAAGACUCAACAAGAAAGAGACUGGGUUUUACAAGAUUUCAGGUCUGGUAAGGCUCCUAUACUUGUCGCCACUGAUGUAGCAGCCAGAGGAUUAGAUGUUGAAGAUGUAAAAUUUGUUAUUAACUUCGAUUAUCCAUCAUGCUCGGAGGACUACGUACAUCGGAUUGGGCGAACUGGACGCCGACAAAAAACUGGAACUGCUUACACAUUUUUCACCCCAAGCAACGCUGGCAAAGCGAACGACCUGGUGCAAGUGCUAAAGGAAGCCAAUCAAGUGAUCAAUCCUAAGCUCUUAGAACUAGCUGACCGAGGUGGUGGUUACGGCCGGCACAGGGGAGGAAGAAAUCGAUGGCGAUCGAAAAUUGCUCGGCGCGAAAGAGAUCGCAGUUUAUCCAGAAGCAGAAGUCGUAGUUUAAGCAGGGAACGAAAUGGCAAAGGACGAAGAAGCUACAGCCGCAGUUAUUCGCGAAGUCGAAGUUACAGUAGAAGUCGAAGUCGUAGUCCUCUGAAUAACCGUUCAGGCAAACAUUAAAUAAUGUUAAAAAGACGAUUUGGUUUUUUUUUUCUAUUGUUAUCAGCAGUUGCUACAUGAAAUAAGUAAUAUGCUGUCAAAUAUAGGAAAAAAGAGAAACAAUUAUUCUAAUAGAGGCAGAAGUUCGCUUUUGCUCAAAUUGUGGAUUAGAUAAACAUUCAUUAAUACAUCAUUGUUUUUUGUGAACGUGAUAAUCGUCAUUGUAAUCAUUAACGUCAUAAUCAUAAUUAAUCUUAGUCUUUUAGCAGUCAUUUUGCCAAGGACUUGAAUUAUUCACUGCUUCUGUUUGUAAGCAUGUCUUUAUUUUAAAACUGUAAAACAUAUUAUAAUUACAUUACAUGUAGAAAUGUACAUUAAUUUUUAGCGCAAUCAUAACAUAAUAGAAAAUUCAUUUCUACAUGACAUGCAUAUUUAUUUUUUGCUAUAAUUAGGUUGUGGGAAUCAUUGUACAGUACCGUAAGAAAAGCACAGACCAUAAAUACAAUUUAUCACUUAUACACAUUGUAAAAAAUACAGCGUCUUAUUAUUUACGACCCCAUAAAAAAAUUCCAUUUAAUUUUUUUCACACGUUACAACUGUUUAACUUUAUAUUUUUCGAAUUCUUCAAAAUUAAUGAUCAAACGAUGUUACAAAUUUUAUGUUUCGCGAUAAACGACGACAUAAAUUACAUCACGAUUUCUGAAGGCAAUUUUCGUCAUUAAUGGCUUUUAGUUUGACACAAUUAAUACUUUCUUCUUAGAGCCCUUCUUUAAAUAAUAAUUUAUUCAUUUCAAUCAUAACGUUGAAUAGAAAAAUCAAGAAGAAUGUUGGUGACAAUUAUCUGUUUCAGACAUCCAGUCUGCAACUUUUUAAAUUCGUCACCUUAUACGUUCUCGUUUCCAAUUGACAA
Copidosoma floridanum is the source of this 3924-nucleotide messenger RNA. Its product is annotated as putative ATP-dependent RNA helicase DDX17. Gene Ontology annotation, molecular function: RNA helicase activity; ATP binding; nucleic acid binding. Lineage: Eukaryota; Metazoa; Arthropoda; Insecta; Hymenoptera; Encyrtidae. The record is from RefSeq and is a predicted model, not a curated record.